Molecule: messenger RNA, 3405 nt
Organism: Drosophila obscura
Lineage: Eukaryota; Metazoa; Arthropoda; Insecta; Diptera; Drosophilidae
Gene: Sbp2
Product: selenocysteine insertion sequence-binding protein 2
Exons: 3
Coding region: 29-985 (318 amino acids)
Biological process (GO): selenocysteine incorporation
Cellular component (GO): ribonucleoprotein complex
Molecular function (GO): selenocysteine insertion sequence binding; mRNA 3'-UTR binding; ribonucleoprotein complex binding
Source: RefSeq, a predicted model, not a curated record
UAGAGAAAAACAAUUGGAAUCUGUAAAAAUGUUGCGCCGCUCGGACAAAUUAAGUAUUAUAGACCACACGACGUUCCAAAAUAUCCAAAACGAUGGGGCACAAACAGCCCCAAGAAUGCUGGCCCAAAGCUCCAAGUACAAAAAUAAGCACAAGAAGGACGAGCUGCAAGGCACGCUCUUCGAUUUUUUGGUCAAGUCGCGAAAGACGCAAAAGCAAAACAAGGCCAGAAAGCUAAAGCGUCCACGUCUGACCAUUACAAAACCCUUAUAUUGGCCAAGGCGCAAAGGAAAAACCCGCAUUAAUCCCAGGAAGAAGGUGACUAGAUUGAAAAAGCUGAUAUGCAGCUAUCGCAGGCUGAAGAAGCAAAAGAUGUCCACUGUUGAGAUCCCCGACUACGAGGAGGAGCUGAGAGAGAAGCUGGAGUGCCUGUUGCUGGACACAGAAGACCCGUCUACACAAGAGGAGCAGAAACUGCCUACCAAAGAGGAGCAUCUAGCAGAUCAAGUCCAUCCCAUACAUUCCCGGCGUUUCAGAAGCUAUUGCGACAACUGCACCAGACCACAGCUCAAGCAGUUGACCACUCAGUUGUUGAAGGAUGUGAACCGUUUCCAGAAACGCGCCUAUGUCAAAAACGAGAUCAAGGCACGGGCACAUCCUCGCUUCGUUUUGGGCAUCCGUGAGGCUUUAGCCCGGCUGCGCAUAAAAAAAGUAAAAUUGCUAAUACUCGCCACCGAUUGCGAGAUUUGCCCCGGAGAACAUGGCCUGGACGAAACGAUUGAUGGCUUGAAGGAGUUGUGCCAGCAACAAACUGUGCCCUACUGCUUCUCUCUCGUGCGACGCGAGCUGUCCUAUGCCCUUCAGAAGCGUGCACAGAUCUCUUGUGUGGCCAUUUUGGAUUACGAUGGGGCCAAUGCCACAUUCAAUGAUCUCCUCAGGGAGCUGGAAGACGCCAAAGAGGAGUAUAAACGCCUGACUGCAGUGUGAUGGUUUAUUAAGUGCUGAAAGCGGACAUAAGUGCAGGAAGGAGGUGCAAAAAAGACCAAAAUAUACUUCAGCUUCAGCUUCCUCGGCUUCUUCAACCCGUUGGCGUUAGCAUGGUGGUGGUCACCAGAUCGUACAAAGUGGAGCUACCAUUGUCCAUUUCGGUGGCAGCGCCAACCAAGCUGGCGGUAUCAUUCAGCGAAUUGAAUGUCUGAAUGGCCUCCUUGGCCUGCUGAGCAGCCAAAUUGAACUGAAUCAAUAUAAUGAGGUAGCUGGUGAUACCACCACUGACGCCAUACAACGUUUCCAUGUCCAAUGUGAAGAAUCCGCAGGCGGAGAAGUCCACCGAGUGAUUGAGCAGCUUCAACGACAAAUGAUUGACAAUCUCGAAAAGCAAGUUAUCAUCCGCAACCACGCCGCACUUGUGCAGGCUGAUGCCAGUGCGCUUCGAGGCCAGAGAAGUUUUCCAACUCAGGUAGAUGAGAUACACACACUUGCCGGACGUAUAACUCAACGCAAUGACCGUGAUGAAGGGAUUCUUGGCCGAGCGGAAUAGCGACGGUAUCGACUGGAACUGUGUCGCGCAGUAGAGGAAAUACAGCUGAGCCGUGAAUAUGAGGAAGCCAUACGCCAUCAGAGAGAGAAUCGGAUAGCUCCACAGCUCGUUCAUGGCCUUGCCAAUCUCACAGAUCUCGUCGUGCACCUGACAAAGAUUGUUCAGCUUCUCCUCCACCUUGGCGGCGUUGCUCAGCUCGCUCUCGUGCGCCAUAUUCACGGAUAUCGGAUGAUGAGUGGCCUUGUCGGCGGCCUCAAUGGUUUCCCCAAAAGAGUUCAUCGAGUGGGUAACUGAAAUCAGACAUGCCCAAUGGACUGCGAAUCAAACAUAUUCAAAAUGUACACCCACCAGGCGCCACCUUGUUCUUGCCAGAUCCCUUGAGCGAGCUCAUAUCCAAGCCGCCCAGCUCCUUGUAGAGGUACUCCAAAUUGCUGUCGUACUCCGGUGGCUGAGAGCUGUCCAACGCUGAACUGCUAGUCUCCUGAUCGCCCCGCAGCCACAGCUUGAACUUCUCGUGGGUGGCUACCAGCUCCUCCAGCGUCAUGUUGAUGGCCUCGAAGCGUUCCUUCAGCGCAUACAACGAGACGGCAAACCAGAUCUUGUCCAGCGUAUUGAUGAAAGUGGGAAUGGCCGAGACAAUCCACAGAACGGACAUCCAUUGGGUGUAAUCCACUAGCUUGAUGUACGUGGCCAACAGGAUGGAGAGCUCAAAGAGGAACGUCAUGAUUAGCAUAAACCUAAUGCGUCCCCCAAUGUGGCUGUUGUCCACCACACACUUCUCCCUGUACAAACGUUCGUCCACGUGGCGAAUGCGCUCGUAGAGCUCUCCAAUCCGGCCCUGAUUACGCAAGGCGGUUAACUGGUCCGUGCCCAUCAUAAUGAGGCCAAUGUAGGUGAGAAACAGGCCAAUCACAAAGGUCAAGGUGCCUGGGGGGGAUGGAAGGAAGCAAAGGUUGAAUACUGCCCACCACUCGUCAUGCUCUACUGACUCUGCGAGGCCUUGAGGGUGCGAUCCUCCUCUCCAAAGGAGUAAAUCAGGAUGUUGUACAGCAGCACAUACACAAUCAGCAUGGCCAGCAUGUAGAUCAUGCCAUUGCGCGACUUCUCCAGCACAUUCUUGGUGCGAAACUUCUCCAGAUUCUGCGGCAGUAUCCCAGCAAUCUUGGAUAUGUAGAAAAGUAGCUGGAAUUGCUCCAGCAAUGGCUGGACCAUUGGCUGCGCAUUCUCCGACUGCACCUGCGGCAUGUUGACUGUCGACUGACCAACGUCUCUGGACCCUCUAGACAUUAUCGAUGGCCCUGCAGACCAUGCACUUAGCCUAAUUAAAUUUCUGCCGCACAUUACAAGGGCAGCCCCACUCCACUCCCAUCGAUAUUAUCAUUAUAAGUAAUCCACUAUUGGGGGUGGGUGUUUACGUAACUCCAUUUAUGGUACAAUACAUUGAUGAGUUUUGUCUUUAACUUGCUGGUUUAUUUAAAUAGAGAAUUUUUUUGCCAGGGCUUUUUCACAAUGAACGUUCGAAUGUUAUGUAAUUUAAAAGCCGAAAUAUGCACGGCCGUAAGUUCUUUGAAAAAAUGGGAGAUUUUCUAACAUAAUCAGUUUUAUAGUGUAUAUACGUAGAUGUAGAUGUAUCUAUUGUUUGUUUAUUUGUUUUGUAUUUGCUGCUACCGCCGGACCUUAGUUCCUUUUGCGGCGCUCGUUUUGCUUUCGCUCCUCCUGAAAGUAAUUAAAUGAAUUAGUAAGUUGAUUCUCGCAGAUAAUUAGAUAGACCAAAGCGCAUAAGAAUAAUUUCACAAACAGCCAGCCAGAAAACUUUGCAAAUGUUUUGUCAAGCUCAUUGGAAAUAAAUAUACUCCCCGCAAAAUGG